Dipodomys spectabilis (banner-tailed kangaroo rat) is the source of this 4325-nucleotide messenger RNA. RefSeq names its product papilin, proteoglycan like sulfated glycoprotein (gene Papln). Gene Ontology annotation, molecular function: serine-type endopeptidase inhibitor activity; metalloendopeptidase activity. Gene Ontology annotation, biological process: extracellular matrix organization. The transcript is spliced from 30 exons. The coding region runs from base 82 to 3930 and encodes 1282 amino acids. The record is from RefSeq and is a predicted model, not a curated record. Lineage: Eukaryota; Metazoa; Chordata; Mammalia; Rodentia; Heteromyidae. Gene Ontology annotation, cellular component: extracellular matrix.
CAGGGCCGCGCCGGGCCGGGCGGUCACCCACGGCUGAGCGCGGGCGCACGGAAACAAGUGGUUCCUGAACUUGUACCAGGGAUGGGCAUGUUCUAUUCUGUGCGUCCGGAGAUGCUGCUGCUCCUCUUCUUGCCUCUGCUGCUCACAGCUGCACCAGAGUCAAAGGCUUCCCAGGUGAGGCGGCCGAGUGACCGCUGGGGCGCCUGGGGCCCGUGGAGCCCGUGCAGCAGGACGUGUGGAGGGGGCAUCAGGUUCCGGGAGCGCCCUUGCUUCUCGGAGAGGAGAGACGGAGGUGCCAGCUGCGUGGGCCCAGCCCGGAGCCAUCAAAUCUGCCACCCAGAAAGCUGCCCCCACGGCGCGCGCGACUUCCGAGCCCAGCAAUGCGCGGAGCUGGACGGCAUGGAGUUCCAGGGUCGGCGGUACCGGUGGCUGCCCUACUACGGGGCCCCAAACCAGUGUGAACUGAACUGCAUUCCCAAGGGAGAGAACUUCUACUACAGGCACAGGGAGGCCGUGGUGGACGGGACGCCCUGUGAGCCUGGCACCCGCGACGUCUGCGUGGAAGGCGCCUGCCGGGUCGUCAGCUGCGACCACAAGCUAGACUCGCUGAAGCAGGAGGACAAGUGCCUGCGGUGUGGGGGGGACGGUGCCACCUGCUACCCCGUCACGGGCACUUUUGAUGCUGAUGACCUCAGGAGAGGCUACAACCAGAUUUUCAUAAUUCCGGCCGGGGCCACCAGCAUCCGAAUCGAGGAGGCAGCCGCCAGCAGGAAUUUCCUGGCGGUGAAGAGUCUCCACGGGGAUUACUACCUCAACGGGCACUGGCGCAUCGAGGAGGCCCAGGCCCUGCCCGUGGCCAGCACUGUGCUGCACUAUGAGCGGGGCGCUGAAGGGGACCUGGUCCCUGAGCGGCUCCUGGCCCGAGGUCCCACCUCGGAACCGCUCAUCAUUGAGCUCAUCAGCCAAGAGCGCAACCCCGGCGUGCACUACGAGUACUACCUGCCGCUGGGCCGCGGCAGCCCGCGCCCCGCCUUCGGCUGGAGCCACGGCUCCUGGACCGACUGCAGCGCGGAGUGUGGAGGAGGCCAUCAGUCCCGCCUUGUGUUCUGCACCAUCGACAAUGAGAUCUACCCUGACCACAUGUGCCAGCGCCAGCCUCGCCCGGCUGACCGCCGCCCCUGCCACCUUCACCCGUGCCCGCAGACCAAGCGAUGGAAGGCAGGGCCCUGGGCUCCUUGCUCAGCCUCCUGUGGGGGUGGCUCCCAGGCCCGCUCUGUCUACUGCGUCUCCUUGGAUGGGGCCGGCGGCCAGGAGGCCGUGGACGAGGCCCACUGCGCAGGCCUGCCCGGGAAGCCGCCCUCCACCCAGGCUUGCAACCUGCAGCGCUGUGCCGCCUGGAGAGCGGAGCCCUGGGGCGAGUGCUCUGUCACCUGUGGUGCUGGUGUCCGGAGGAGGAGCGUCUCUUGCAGGAGUGCCCAGGGAUCUGUGCUCCAGGCCUCCGCCUGCUCCCUGGAGAGCCGGCCGCCCCUCAGUGAGCCUUGCGUGCUGGGGGCCUGUCCCCUCCAUGACCAGGCCUGGCACGUGGGCCCCUGGAGUCCAUGCUCCAGGAGCUGCGGCUCAGGCACUCGGAGGCGACAGGUGGUCUGUGCCCUGGGGCCGCCCAGCCACUGCGGGAGCCUGCAGCAGCCCAAGCCCGCGGAGGUGGAGUCCUGCAGCAGCCGUCCGUGCCGCCGUGCUCAGGAGGUCCCCAGUGGUCAGAACUCACAUUCCCGCCCCAGGGACCCCCGGAUGCCUUUGGGCCCACGGGUGGCCCCUUCCUCAGACCCUAGAGACCAACAGUGGGCGGAUCAGGAACGACCCUGGGCCCGGAGUAACCCCAGGGGAGAGCAGAGGCCCCACGGGUCACCUCCAGGCCCAGCCCGCUCUCCACAUCAGCUGCCCCCAAGGCCCAGCUCCGGACCUGGAGACUGCAGGCACAGCCCCCAUGGGUGCUGCCCCGAUGGACGGUCCCUGUCUCUCGGGCCGCAGUGGCAAGGCUGCCCUGGGGCCGGGGGCUCCUGUCAGCAGAGCAGGUAUGGCUGCUGUCCUGAUGGGGUAUCUGCGGCCGAGGGACCCCAGCAAGCUGGCUGUGGCAGGUCUUACAGCAGGGACAAUCCUGGCAGCCGGCCGGGCACCCAAGCAGGAGGCUUCAUGCCCCACAAAGCCCACCGGCCCCAGGCAGAGCAGAGCGAGCCCAAGGAGUGCCGGGGUUCCCAGUUUGGCUGCUGCUAUGACGACGUGACCUCCGCAGCCGGCCCGUUUGGAGAAGGCUGUGUGGACCAGCCCAAUUUCCCCUACCCUGUACGGUGUCUGCUGCCCAGUGCCCUGGGCUCCUGUACGGACUGGACCGCCCGCUGGUACUUCGUCCCAGCUGUGGGUCGGUGCAACCGCUUCUGGUUCGGCGGUUGUCAUGGUAACGCCAAUAACUUCGCCUCGGAGCAGGAGUGUAUGAGCAGCUGUCAGGCCCAGCAUGGGCCCCAUCACCACCAGCCUGGGGCCUCUGGCCAGAGCGCUCAUCUGGAUGGGGGCGGCAGCCGUCCCAGAGGCCAGCAGGAGACCAGCUGGCCCCAACAUGGGGCCACCGUUCCAAGACUUCUCCCAUCUUCCGGUGGGCCUUGGCAGGAAGAACGAGAGCGUGGGCCGGGGGAAGCGCCUCGCACCCCCUUUGGAGAACAGCCCUGGAGCCAGGAGCUUGGGCCUAGGGCCCCUGGGUUGGGCAGAGACGUUGGACAGCCGGUGCCACCUUCCCACAGCAACUCCAGGAUCAGCAAGGGUGGCUCGGAGCCCUCGCUGGUGCACGCAGCGCUGGGGCAGUUGGUGCACAUCUUCUGUCCUGACGACGCCUUCGUGGACCGCCAGGCUGGGUGGCAGAAAGAUGGCCGGCCCGUCUCCUCUGACAGGCACCAGCUGCAGUCCGAUGGCUCCCUGGUCAUCAGCCCUCUGCGGGCCGAGGACGCUGGCACCUACAGCUGCGGCAGCCUCAGGCCGGGCCAUGACCCUCAGAAGAUCCAGCUUCGGGUCACAGGGGGUGACAGGGCGGUGCCAGCUGAACCCGAGCCGAGGUACUUCCCCCAUCUCAAGGACCCUGUCCAGGGCCAUAGACCUCCAGAUCCCAGUCUAGGGGCAGAUGCUGGGGGCCGGGGCGCCAUCCCCGCCCAGUCCCGGCCCGCAACCAGACUGCGUCUAGACAGGACCCAGCCAGGGGUGGUGGACGCCAGUCCAGGCCAGCGGAUCGUGCUGACCUGUCGCGCUGAAGGCUUCCCGCCUCCAACCAUCGAGUGGCAGAGGGAUGGACAGCCGGUCUCCUCCCCCAGACACCAGCUGCAGCCCGAUGGCUCUCUGGUCAUCAGCCAAGUGGCAGUGGAAGAUGGCGACUUCUAUGCCUGCAUUGCUUUCAAUGGACAGGACAGGGACCAGCGCUGGGUCCAGCUCAGAGUUCGGGAGGAGUUGACAAUCACAGGGCUGCCUCCUACGGUGACAGUGAGCAAGGGUGACACGGCCAGGCUGCAGUGCGUGGUGGCAGGAGACAGCGUGAACAUUCGAUGGUCCAGGAACGGGCUGCCAGUGCAGGCUGAUGGCCACCGGGUACGCCAGUCCCCAGAUGGCACCCUGCUGAUCCACAACCUGCAGGCCAGGGAUGAGGGCGCCUACACAUGCAGCGCCUACAGAGGGGGUCAGACGGCCAGCCGCAGCACGGAGGUGAAGCUGGCGUCGCCAGCACCAGCGGCCCAACCCAGGGACCUGGGCAGGGAGUGCGUCGACCAGCCAGAGUUGGCCAACUGUGACUUGAUCCUGCAGGCCCAGCUCUGUGGCAAUGAGUAUUACUCCAGUUUUUGCUGUGCCAGCUGUUCCCGUCUCCAGCAUGCUGAACCUGUCUGGCAGCAGGGAUGAAGGCUAGAUCUGGCUCUAGUUCUGAAUAGUUCUCUAAGAGAAGAUAGACUCAGCCCCCCUCCCCACUCUCACCAAAUCUGUAACUGGCAAAGGAAGUCAUCUUCUGGAGAUGCCCUUCCAAAAACCCUCCCAGAGCUGAACUCAGCAGCCUCCCAUGGCCUCCCAGGGUUUGCAGAUGACAUGGCCACAGACUGCUGCUGAGUGGUCAUGAGGAGGAAUCUGUUUAGAUAGGAUAUACUUUCCUUUACCUCUUUGCAUUUCUGUGUCUACUACAGGUUGAGGAUCUCUUAUCUGAAAUGCUUGGGACCAGAAGUGUUUCAGAUCUUAGAAUAUUUGUAGACCUUAUCAGUUGAACAUCUUUAAAUCAAAUAUCUGAAGUGCUCUGAAACCUGAAA